GACAACGGGAUCGACUACGGCGUCCAGCUGGCAGUUUACAGGGAAUAUCGACCAGUGUCUAAAAUCCAUCGAUGAAGCGAUAUCACAGGCCCGGGAUUAACACGCGCCGGCUUCCAGACGGCGUUCGAAACCGUUUGUUGCAUCACAACCAGUAAAGGCAGCUCGAGGCCCCAACAAUCAAGCGACGAACCCAGCGGAGGAUUUUCGUUUCUCGCUCGCUCAAAGCCGGGCCUAAGCGCGCCCAUUGGUAAAAAGGCUGCAGUUUAUAAUGGUAAAACAGUUUACGUUCAACCGCCCAAGCGAUAGUAGUUCCUAGCUAGGAUCCAGUGACCAAAAGUAGUGACCCCGACAAUGGCAACAAUGGAGAGUAUUCUGGCGAAUCUGGACCCCAGCUCUUUUGAAGUGUACGCUUUUUGGUGCUCUCUUCUGGCGCUGAAAAUGCUCGGACUGGGUCUGCUAACGUCGAUCACCAGAAUCAGGAAACGGGUUUAUGUGAGCCGUGAAGAUGCAACGUUUAUGAACGCAAAAUGGAAACGUCAAUUCGAUCCCCACGUGGAACGAGUGCGCAGAGCCCACCGAAACGACCUGGAAAACCUGCUGCCGUUCUUCCUGUUAGCAUUCCUGUAUCUCCUAACCGGACCAGAACCGGCAAUUGCUACCAGACUCAUCCGGUGGGCAUCGAUUAGCCGUAUCAUCCACAGCAUCGUCUACGGGUGUUUCCCGGUUCCCCAGCCAGCACGCCUACUGAGUUAUGCGGUAACUCAGCUGGUAAUGGCGUACAUGUCCUACAGGUGUCUUAUGUUCUUUUCGUGAUGCGAAAAGAAUUAUGAAUCACACCUCCAAAGAAAGUUUGUUUGUAUAAAUUCGUUCAGCAGAGUGGGUAAUAAAGUUAGCACAUUUUUAUAUGAUUGAUUGAAUUUCUCGGAACAUAAAGAUUACGUGAACUACAGCAGAUAACAAUGCACUUCCGGCGGUCUACGACAGAGCAUAAUACUAAUUGAACUACCCACACACCAGGCCUUGUAUACUUUUUUCUAUGAAUCACAUCGCAGAUUCCAGUUGCCGGGGGAGAAAAGGUGACUCAGGCAGUUAUUAGCCAUCGAUUGUCGUCGUCUCACGGAGCUUCGAGAAAAUUGAGAAUUCAUCAUAACUUCCAGUCUUUCAAACAAAAUACUAACACGUGGUGGAAGUAAAAGUGAAACUUCAAUCAUAACAAAGAAUUGAUUUGUACUGAAAUUCGAAACCAGAGCACAUUC
Messenger RNA from Wyeomyia smithii (pitcher-plant mosquito), 1256 nucleotides. RefSeq names its product microsomal glutathione S-transferase 1-like. Bases 352 to 813 code for a protein of 153 amino acids. Gene Ontology annotation, cellular component: membrane. The transcript has 4 exons. The record is from RefSeq and is a predicted model, not a curated record. Lineage: Eukaryota; Metazoa; Arthropoda; Insecta; Diptera; Culicidae.